CUUCUCUGCCCCGCAUUCAAGGCUGGAACACGCCCGACUUUUUUCUCCAUUCUUUCAUGCAGGUACCUUGACGGUGUCGCUUUUGUGUAAUCCCGUAAUCGUCCCGUCAUUUUGUUCAUCUUUGCGCCGUUUUCUUUACUCUGAUAUACGCUCCCACAAAAAGCUGUCUUGUUAAACUCUACUCUCAUAUCACGACUUACGAUUGCUCAGCUAUAUCGCUAUUGCUGAAGCUUCACCAAUUCUCCCACCGCGUCUCUGUAAGACCAGCGCGAAGCAGCGCGAAUCUCUACACCCUAGACAGCUUUAAACCAUCCACAACCAUCCCAGCCAAACACGAUGGCACCACCGACAGGCAAGCGCGUCAAGGGCGUUCAAAUACUCCGACCCUUCGUCUACGGAACAACAGCUAAACCCUUCGACGAAAAGACAAACCCCAAACCGCCCGGCGUUCCAGAUGAUCACACGCACUCCUGGACCGUCUUCAUCAAGGGCAUCGACGAUGUGGACAUUACGUACUGGCUUAGGCGCGUUCAGUUCAAGCUUCACGAGUCCAUUCCAAACCAUGUUCGAAUGGUAGAAGGCAUCAAAGGCCAGCCCUUCCAAAUACACGAGACCGGCUGGGGUGAAUUUGAAAUCACCAUGAAGCUGUACUACGUCCCCGAAUCCUCCGAGAAGCCGCAAACGCUCUACCACCACCUGCGCCUGCACCCGUUUGGCCGCACCGAAGAAGAGAAGGAAGCCAUGCGCCUCAACGGCGGCGAGGUCAUCUCGUGGGUAUACGAGGAACAGAUCUUCAACGAGCCGUACGAGCCCUUCUACGAAAUCCUCACCUCGGGCGCCCUCCCGCCCUCGGCCUCGACGCUAAAAGACGGCGGCGGCGGCGGCGGCGGUAGUGGCGCCGCGACGCCGACCAGCGCAAACACGCCCGGGGCCAGCAGUAGCAAGGGCGGAAACAAGAAGGGUCAUGAGAGGAGUCACUCGCGGGCGAGUGUGAGCACGAACAAGGACGGGAAGAAUAACAACGAGCCGAAGGAGGAGCCGUUUGUGAUACAGAGGUCCGAGGGAGGCGUGUUGGAGCGGAGCGCGAUGAUUCCGCUUGUCAAUAGGCCGGGGCAACCGUUCAGUCGGGAGACGGAGCAGUUGGAGAUUCAGAAGCUCAAGGAGGCGAAGCUGAAGGUGGAUGAGAUGAAGAAGCAGAUGAUGGAGGAUUUGGAGAAGAAACAGAAGCGGCUGGAGGCACUGAGGGCGGAGAACGCUCAGGCUGCCUAGAAGGAAGCCGAGGAGCGUGCAGCGCGGAGGGCGAAUCGGAGGCUGCGUUUGUUAUCAUAUGACUCGGAUUGGGUUGAGUUGGAAUAAAAGGAGUUAUGGCGUACAUGGGUGCCAAAGAGGCCGGGAGUCACAAAUGCAUUGCUAGAAUGUUGGGUAUGGGAAUACGGCGUCUUAUCGUUCAUCAUUUAGAAUGUGUUACAAACCAGCACCAAACCAUUACAGUCACAU
Neurospora tetraspora is the source of this 1497-nucleotide messenger RNA. Its product is annotated as protein AF-9. NCBI's taxonomy places the organism in Eukaryota, Fungi, Ascomycota, Sordariomycetes, Sordariales, Sordariaceae. The coding region runs from base 337 to 1269 and encodes 310 amino acids. The transcript has 2 exons. Gene Ontology annotation, biological process: regulation of DNA-templated transcription. The record is from RefSeq and is a predicted model, not a curated record.